Messenger RNA from Suillus discolor, 577 nucleotides. RefSeq lists its product as uncharacterized. The record is from RefSeq and is a predicted model, not a curated record. The transcript has 3 exons. NCBI's taxonomy places the organism in Eukaryota, Fungi, Basidiomycota, Agaricomycetes, Boletales, Suillaceae. Bases 40 to 258 code for a protein of 72 amino acids.
GUUCGCGCGGUUCACGGUGGUUCACGCGGUUGCCAUUUGAUGCUCUUUGUGCAAAUGCUGCGGUCAUCCUCAUCGGCACGAUUACUAGGUGUACUCGUGUCCACGCGGAUGUUCGUCAUCCUCACCCUCACCCUACCUCUUCACCCUCUCGCCGCCUCCCUAAGCCUUGACAACUCGAUACUGAUGCUUGUCACUCGUGUCGUGGUUCCUUUUGGACUCCAGAACAGGAACGAAUUCGCUCUUACUCUUAGAGCGUAACGUAUCUGGUUCCUAACAGUCGAGUUUGCGCUUGGAUCCCAUUGACGCGUCAUAGUGUCCGCAAUCGACUGGGUUCAAAACUGCACUCGUUCUCACGCCCUUGCGUAUGGCUCUCAAGUCCCAGCCUUUUUGGUCUAGGGGAGACACCUGGCGACUGAUGCGUCUGGGCAGUCCGUCUCAUGAGCGUAGCGUAGGCUUAGGGAUGCACCCUCAUCUCAUCCUUCAGCUUUCAACCUCCUUCACGUGCCCGUCCCCAUUGCGACAUGACGCCCCCUUUUCCUUUUUUGUUUUGUUUUGACGUUGUAAACUGUAAUUGGAA